AUGUUUCUGGGGGCUCAAUCUGGACUAAAUGAUGAGACUAAGAAGUUCUUCAAAGAGUUAGAGGAAGCUAGUUGUCCGUUGUAUGAAGGCUCAGUGCAUUCCAAGUUGUCUGUUGCUGUUCGAUUACUUCAGAUUAAGUCGGAUAGUUUUAUUACUCAAUCGGGCAUGAAUUCUAUCAUUGGGCUUAUGAAUGAACUUAAUCCGAGUAACAUUUAUCUACCCAAAGAUUUCUACACGGCAAAAAAAUUGGUUUCCAAGUUGGGUCUUUCAUCAGAGAGGAUUCAUUGCUGUGAGAAUGGUUGCAUGCUAUUCUAUAAGUAUGAUGCAUCUCUAGAGAACUAUAAAUUUUAUAACAAGCCUCGUUACAAGGAUGCCAUAAAUGAUAAAAAGAAUAAGAUCCCGGUGAAGGCGAUACACUACUUACCCCUUAUACCAAUGUUAAAGAGGUUGUAUGCAUCAAUGAGCUUUGCUCAUCAUAUGAGAUGGCAUUAUAAGCAUAGAAGGUCGGAUGGUGUUCUAUGUCAUCCAUCAGAUGGAGAAGCAUGGAAGCAUUUCGAUAGGAUGUCCUCGGACUUUGCUAGUGAACCAAAAAAAAUUAGGUUGGGAUUAUGCGCUUAUGGAUUCACUCCAUUUAUAGUCUCUGCUGCACCAUAUUCAUGUUGGUCGGUGUUUGUUACGCCAUAUAAUCUUCCACCUGAGUUAUGUAUGACAAGUCCAUAUUUGUUUCUAACUUGUAUUGUUCCAGAUCCACGCAAUCCAAAAAAGUUGAUUGAUGUUUACAUGCAGCCUUUGAUUGAUGGGUUGAAGUUAUUGUGGCAUCAAGGCGUAGAAACAUAUGAUGUGUCAACAAAGAAAAACUUCAGAUUGCGUACUGCUUUGAUGUGGACUAUAAAUAAUUUUUCUGCUUAUGGAAUGAUGUUUGGGUGGUCGACUGCCGGAAAGUUAGCUUGCCCGACUUGUAUGGAAGAUACAAAGGCAUUCACUUUGAAACAUGGAGGUAAUAAUACAUGGUUUGACUGCCAUCGCCGCUUUUUGCCAAUGGAUCAUGAGUUCAGGAGAAAUACUAGUGCAUUUAUGAAGAACAAAACUGAUUAUGAGGAGCCACCAUCCUUCUUGUCUCCAGAAGAGAUUUGGAACAGAGUUAGGGAUCUACCUAAGGUAACAGAGUAUCCCUUGGCUAAAAAGAUAUCUGGUUAUGGUGUUACACACAACUGGACUAAACAGAGCAUAUUAUAG
Molecule: messenger RNA, 1236 nt
Organism: Nicotiana tabacum (common tobacco)
Lineage: Eukaryota; Viridiplantae; Streptophyta; Magnoliopsida; Solanales; Solanaceae
Source: RefSeq, a predicted model, not a curated record